Danaus chrysippus (African queen) is the source of this 1119-nucleotide messenger RNA. NCBI's taxonomy places the organism in Eukaryota, Metazoa, Arthropoda, Insecta, Lepidoptera, Nymphalidae. The record is from the annotation of a GenBank genome assembly.
AUGUACGUGUGUGGAGAAGGCGGCGCCGGGCCGCGGUACGAGUGCGCCUUCGACGGUGCCAUGGAACAGCCCUUCGACGAGCACAUGUUCAGCGAGUUCGGCAAGGAGAGACAGGUGCAGGUUGUUGUGGGAGCCGGCGGGGAGCUGCAGUACCGUGAUGAGCUGCCGGUGUAUGCGACGGCUGAACAGAAACGGAAGGAGGAACCGCUGCUGCUACAGGCCGUGGAGGUACAGCCGUCCCAACACUCGCAGCACGUGCCAACAACCACCACCACCACGACAACCUCGAAGAAAAGCGACAAGAAGAAAAGUGACAAUAACGGCAUUAAAAAGAAAAAGACGAGAACUACUUUUACUGCGUAUCAGUUGGAAGAAUUGGAAAGAGCCUUUGAACGUGCUCCAUAUCCUGAUGUGUUCGCAAGAGAGGAACUAGCUCUGAAGUUGAAUUUAUCCGAAUCAAGAGUUCAGGUUUGGUUUCAAAACAGAAGAGCGAAAUGGCGUAAGCGUGAACCACCAAGAAAAACAGGAUACAUAGGAUCCAGCUCACCAAGUUCUACCACAUUGGGUGGUGGCUUUUCGGGUAUCGGCGGCAACUUGCCAGCAUUCCCACAAAACGGCUUACCAGCACCUUCAGAUUCUUGGUCCUACCAACACUCGUACGAACUUUCAUCACAUCAUUUGCUGUCUUCGGGCAGCAGUGGUUAUCCCGCUUUCAACACGCAACCGGCUUAUUCUUAUACCACAGUGCUGAAUGGACAUGACGGACAAAUGUUCGCGCCACGGCAUUCAUACGAGUACGGAGAAGGCAGCCCGCCCCCGCUAGGCGUACGUGACUAUCCCAUGAUUGCUUCACACUCCCCGCAGAUGGAAACCCACGGGCAUGAAGAUAAAUUAGAGUACCGUGGCCACGAACAUGAGGACAAAUAUUCAGCGUGUGCCUUACAAGAGGAACCGCCGCGGUACACCUCACCACCCGAAGAUUAUGACAAAUGUAAUAUGGUCCCUCAUGACAAACAUUACGAAAUCGAUCGCCACUCUGAACUAGCACAGCCUGUUGUAGUCAAAAUGGAACCCAGCCCCGGCCAAGCAUACACGUCACUGCCCCCUUUUUUGAAUUGA